Aplosporella prunicola CBS 121167 is the source of this 2100-nucleotide messenger RNA. RefSeq lists its product as uncharacterized. Bases 140 to 1795 code for a protein of 551 amino acids. The transcript has a single exon. Gene Ontology annotation, molecular function: pyridoxal phosphate binding; 2 iron, 2 sulfur cluster binding; oxidoreductase activity. The record is from RefSeq and is a predicted model, not a curated record. Lineage: Eukaryota; Fungi; Ascomycota; Dothideomycetes; Botryosphaeriales; Aplosporellaceae.
CCUCUAUAAAGUUCCCUAGCGCCACGCCUAUCUGAACUUCUUGUCUCAUCCAUCAUCUUCUUUCUCAACUUGCCAUCUGCCUCAUCAUCUUUUUAGUGAUCAUCGACUUCAUCAUCGCCAGCCUUCAACAUCCUCGGCAAUGGCUAUUCUAAACUCAGCGGCUUUCGAGACGCCCUUUACGAGCGAGACACUCAUCCGCGUCAGGACCGGUAAGAUUAAAAGCAUCCCCGGCACGGAGAUUAAGAGCGCGAUCAAUAAGACGAUACGGCAGGGACGCGUCUUCAUCAGCAAACACGGGGUGCAAGACGACGAGCAAGAGUUCGAGCGGCACGGCGGCCCCGACAAGGCAGUAAUGCAGUACUGCAGGCGGCACUAUGCUGACCGGGCCGCCGAGCUGCCCCAGAGCGCGCCGUUCUUCAAAGAAGGCGGGUUCGGGGAGAAUUUUGUCGGCGUCGUCGCCAACGAGCGCAACAUCUGCAUCGGCGAUGUCGUUGCCGUUGGUGACAACAACGUCUUGCUUCAGGUCAGCCUUCCGCGCGCGCCGUGCUACAAGCUCAACCACCGCUUCCAGCACGAGAACAUGAGCCGGCUUAGCCAAGAGUCCAGCAGGAUGGGCUGGUACUAUCGCGUUCUUCGAGAGGGGUUUGUCCAGCAAGGCGAUGCCAUGCGUCUCGUUGAGCGGCCCAAUCCGAAAUGGACCGUUUUCGCUGUCCAGCAGUAUAUGCAUCGCGAAAAGUCCAACCAGGAAGCGAUGCGCGAGCUCGUGGCACUGAAAGAGCUGGGAGAGGAAGCGCGGAACCUGUUCGCCAACCGCCUCGCGAAGAAGAUGGAAAGCGAGGAGCAUCGGCUCAAAGGCGGGGCAGAAGACGCUCUUGAGACUUGGGCUGAGUAUAGUGUGGUCAUCAAGCGAAAGGAAACCUCUCGCAUCAUGUCGUUCGUUUUUGAAGCCGUUGACAGUGCUCGUAGCGAGCAAGACGUCCUUCCAGGCUCCCAUGUGCGGGUUAAGCUGGGAAACCUCAUCCGCUCGUACUCAAUCGUCGCGGGCAGCCCCUCCAGGCUGGAACUGGGCGUUGCUCUCGAAGAAUCCAGUCGCGGCGGGUCCACGUAUCUCCACGACAAUGUCGAAGAGGGAGACAGCCUCACCAUCGGGAAAGUUACAGAGAGUUUUCCGUUCGAGACCAGCGCCGCAAAACACGUCAUGAUUGCCGGCGGCAUUGGCAUCACGGCCUUCAUUGCUGCAGCACAGAAGCUCAAAGACCAGAGUACGCCAUGGGAGUUGCAUCUCUGCGUCCGCUCCGCAGCAGACGUCCCUUUCCGCCGGUAUCUGGAUCCGCUCGGCGCCAACCUGAAGAUCUACAGCAAAGCCGACAGCCAGCGCCUCGACAUCGGCAAGCUGCUCGGUGCUCAGACCUCGGAGACGCACAUCUACUGCUGCGGCCCGGAACGCCUGAUGCAAGCCGUGACCGACACGGCCAAAAUGCUCAGCUUCCCGUCCUCAAACCUGCAUUUCGAGGCCUUUACGACGACGCUGACCGGCGACCCCUUCGAAGUCGGCUUGAAGAGGUCCGGAAAAUGCUUGAGCGUGCCGUCUAGUGAGGUGCUGCUGGACGUACUGCGCGACGCGGGGCUGGACGUGCCGUCGUCGUGCGAGGCGGGCAAUUGCGGGACGUGCAAGGUCAGGGUCGUUGCGGGGAGGGUGGAGCAUCGCGGGACGGCGCUUUCGGAGAACGAAAAGAAGGGCGAAAUGCUGAGUUGUGUUUCGAGAGGCGUGGGGAGGAUUGAGCUGGAUUUGUGAGGGAGGAGUAUGGUGGACGCCGCGGUAGAUUGGUUUUUGGUUGCUGCCGUCUUCCGGGUAGCUGUCGCUUAAUUUUUUAUGGUAGAUGGUACAUGUCCAACAGUUUUCUUCCUCGCACAUCAAAAGACGAAGACAUGAGAGUUAUGGAAAGAGAAGAUGACGGGCAUUGGAAAGAAAUAAUUGAUCCAGGCUCACAUGGAGAGGAGAUGUCGAGUUGAAAGAAUCCGGCCUCUAAGGGCUUUCUAGUUUGUUUUUUAUUUGUUUUGAUUACUUUAUUUAUUAUGAUUAUUCAUUCAGGUAUUCAU